This is a messenger RNA of Stylophora pistillata, 426 nucleotides long. RefSeq lists its product as uncharacterized. The record is from RefSeq and is a predicted model, not a curated record. NCBI's taxonomy places the organism in Eukaryota, Metazoa, Cnidaria, Anthozoa, Scleractinia, Pocilloporidae.
AUGACACCUGUUGAGGCCUCCAAGAAAAAGAAUGAGGAUGAUAUCUAUUUUAAUCUCUAUGGAGAGUUGAGAGCUUCAAAAGCGAAACCUAAGUUUGCAGUCGGCGAUCGUGUUCGCAUCUCAAAAUACAAGAGAAAAGUGUUUGAUAAGGGGUUCACACCGAAUUGGACAGAGGAAAUCUUUGUUGUGGAUAAGAUACAGUAUACCGAUCCGAUCACUUAUAAGUUGAAAGACCUGCUCGAUGAGGACAUCAAAGGCUCUUUCUAUGAAGGGGAGAUGUUGAGAGCUAAGCAAUGCCUUUCAGACCUUUUCCGCGUUGAGAAGGUCAUAAGAAGGAGUAGUGGUCCCCGGGGCCCACAGGCACUCGUGAAGUGGAGCGGUUACCCAGAAAAACUCAAUUCAUGGGUUGAUGAGAGAGAGCUUUAA